CCGACCCCAAAACUGCACACCCCGACCCCAAACCGCGCCCCCGGGGCACGGGGGGACCCCCGACGGAACCCCCGCGAUGGCUGCGGAGGGUCCCUGCGCCCCGGGAGCCGCCGGGCCGCUGCCGGGUGGGGGCCGUGAGGGCCCGGGGGUGGGGGGUGGGGGGUGGGGGUGAGGAGCCGGGACCCCUCACGACCCCCCCUGUCCCCCCAGCCCCGGCCCAGAGCGGCUGCUCGGACGAGUUCGCCCUCGACUGCACCUUCGCCGCCUGUGACCCCGAGCACACAGGGUCGGUGCUGCCGCAGCGGGUGGUCGAGUACGUGGCGGCGGUGACGGGGCACAGCGGGCACGAGGGGCGGCUGCGGGCGCUGCGGCGGGCGCUGGACCCCGCGGCCUCGGGGGCCGCGCUGGACCUGCCCCGGUUCCGCGCGGCCAUGGGCACCUGGAUCGCGGCGUGUCGGCAGGACGGGAGCGCGUGGCUUGGUGAGGAGCAGGAGGACACGGAGAGCAGCGAGCCCAGACCGGCACUGGCUGAGGAGGAUGGGCAUGCAGCCCUGGCAGCCGCCCAGCUCCAGGGUGGCAGCGGCGACAGGGACGUCACCAGCCCCGCCGAGGCCGCCGGGCUGCGCAGCCGUGCCAGGCAGCUGGCCGCCCACAACACGAAGCUGCAGCGGGACGCCGAGCUGGCCGAGGAGCUGAACGCCCGCCUGGCCGAGGAGACGGCCCAGCUCCAGGCUCAGCUGCGGAGCAGCCGGCAGGCGCUGGAGCAGGCCAGGGCGGCCGCCGAGGAGCUGGAGGACCUGAAGGCCGUGGCGAAGGGGCUGGAGGAGGAGAACGGCGAGCUCCGGCGGCAGGCGCGGCACAUGGAGAAGGAGCAGCGGAGCCUGUGCUUGCGGGCCGAGGGGCUCCAGGAGGAGAACCAGCGGCUGCUCGCCGAGGGCCAGGGGCUGCGGGAGCAGAUCCAGGCGCAGACGGCCCGCGUGGCAGACCUGGAGGCCCAGCUCUGCCGUGGCACCGCGCUCCUCUCCGCCCGGGACGCCGCCCUCGCCCAGGCGGGGCGGCGGGCGCAGGAGCUGGCGGGGGCACUGGAGGAGUACGACCGGGCGGUGCAGGAAUUGCGGCUGGAGACGAUGCAGCUGCGGCAGCAGCUGGGCCGGAUGAGGGACGCCUGGGCCAUGCGCCCCUGGUGCCCCCUUGACCAGGCCACGGACAUCGCGGCCACGGCGGCACCGAGCCGGGGGACAGGGGACACGGAGCAGGAGGAGGAGGAGGAGGAGGAGGAGGAGGGCUCAGGGCCAGCGGUGCCCGGAGCCCCGGCGGGGAGCAGCGAGGAGCCAGCCCGGCCACCGGCCCCAUGGGCAUCACUGUGGGCACCGUGGGCACUGACACUGCUGGCCCUGCUGGCCCUGCUCUACCUCCUACCCCCCCGCUGGCCCCAGCCCCAGCUGCGCCACCGGAGACCCCCACCCCUGUGAGCCCCUCUCCCCCAAUAAAGACCUGUCGGGCAGGACGGUGCCA
This is a messenger RNA of Chiroxiphia lanceolata (lance-tailed manakin), 1515 nucleotides long. It is a transcript of the gene KASH5, whose product is annotated as KASH domain containing 5. The transcript has 13 exons. Gene Ontology annotation, molecular function: dynein complex binding. Bases 432 to 1472 code for a protein of 346 amino acids. The record is from RefSeq and is a predicted model, not a curated record. Gene Ontology annotation, biological process: homologous chromosome pairing at meiosis; spindle localization; telomere localization. Gene Ontology annotation, cellular component: chromosome, telomeric region; lateral element; meiotic spindle pole. Lineage: Eukaryota; Metazoa; Chordata; Aves; Passeriformes; Pipridae.